Molecule: messenger RNA, 450 nt
Organism: Apodemus sylvaticus (European woodmouse)
Lineage: Eukaryota; Metazoa; Chordata; Mammalia; Rodentia; Muridae
Gene: Nicol1
Product: chromosome 11 C4orf48 homolog
Exons: 4
Coding region: 33-404 (123 amino acids)
Source: RefSeq, a predicted model, not a curated record
GGGGGGGGGGCGGGUGGGAUCGGCUUUGGCGCAUGCGCGCGCGUGCGGGUCGCGGUCCGUCUUCCCGAGUCGCCCGCGCUGCUUGUUCGCGGUUCCGUGAACCGCGGGCGGCCCGGGCUCCCUCUGCCAUGGCCCCCGCGCCCAGGUCCUUGCUGUCGCCACUGACUUUGCUGCUGCUUCUACUACUGAGCCUGGCGCUGCUGGGCGCCCGCGCCGAGCCCGCCACCGGGAGCGCUGUCCCCGCGCAGAGCCGCCCGUGCGUGGAUUGCCACGCAUUUGAAUUCAUGCAGCGCGCCCUUCAGGACCUACGGAAAACCGCCUACAGCCUGGACGCGCGGACGGAGACCCUCCUGCUGCAGGCUGAGCGCCGGGCUCUGUGUGCCUGCUGGCCAGCUGGACGCUGAAGAUCUUUGGCCAGUGAUGUUCCCUGUCAAUAAAUGCCUGCUAGCA